UUCCUCCAUACGAUAUUAAGUCUUGUAACAAAAGCGAAUUACAUAUAUCGCAAUUAAAAAUUCUUUGGGAUGAUAAAGAAUCCCAACACAAUGCGUCAGCUAAGUCAGCUUUAUUCUAAUUCUAAACUAGAAGACAGGAAAUCUCUUCGAGCGAGAACAAUCUCUCGCAAUCUGAUGAGAAAAAUCGGCUCUCAAGGACGCCGAUUAAUUUCUCUGAAAGGCCAAGUCAGGAAGAUGACGGGAGUCUGGAGGACCAUUUUCGUAACCGGAGGCGCUGGUUACAUCGGCAGUCAUUGUAUCGUCGAGCUCCUAGAGUGCGGCUACGAUGUGGUGGCUAUAGACAACUUUGCAAACAGCGUAACAGAAACCGACGGCGAGUCCGCGGCACUCAAAAGAGUUGAGCAAAUAACAAAGAAAAAAGUUACGUUUUAUAACUGCGAUUUACUCGACAGAGAGAAGCUCGAGACCGUCUUUAACCAGCACAAAAUAGAUUGCGUGAUACAUUUCGCGGCUAUUAAAGCUGUCGGCGAAUCGAUGCAAGUUCCGCUUCAUUAUUAUCGUAAUAAUAUCAUAGGAGCUAUUAAUCUGCUUGAGGUGAUGAAAGCAGCUGGCUGUUUUCAGCUUGUAUUCAGUAGUUCUUGUACGGUAUAUGGCGAGCCUACAGAAUUACCCAUCACGGAAGAACAUGAAACCGGUAAUAUUACCAAUGUCUAUGGACGAACAAAAUAUUUUAUUGAAGAGAUGCUUAAGGAUAUAUCCAGAGCUGAAAAGAGUUGGAAUAUUAUAUCUUUACGAUAUUUCAAUCCGGUGGGUGCUCACCGAUCAGGAUUGAUCGGAGAAGAUCCGACAAAGCCAUUUACAAAUCUGAUGCCGUAUAUUGCUCAAGUCGCUUUGAGGCACAAGCCAGAAUUAGUCAUAUUCGGUGGUGAUUAUUCUACAAACGACGGUACAGGUGUCCGUGAUUACAUUCAUGUUAUGGAUUUGGCAGCCGGCCACGUGGCGGCAUUAAAUGCUUUGCACAAACAGCACCUUAGGCUAAAGAUUUACAACUUAGGCACUGGCAAUGGCGUAACUGUGUUGGAAUUAAUAAAAACGUUUGAGAAAGUCACUGGUACUACCGUGCCGUAUGUUAUAAAGGAGAGAAGAGAGGGCGACAUCGUAUCCAUGUACGCUAAUACAGAUUUGGCGAAAAAAGAAUUAGGCUGGACAGCAAAGUACAACGUUGAGCAAAUGUGUCAGGACUUCUGGACGUGGCAAUCGAUGAAUCCACAUGGUUAUCGAAUUUCAUUAAAAAAUGGAACUACUGAACACUUGAAUAAUACAUCGUAACAACAAAUUGUAUCGAGAAAAUUUUGCAAAUAAUUUAUAAUAAAGGAUCGAUACGCGUUGUCUCAUAAUUUACGUAUUUGUA
Trachymyrmex septentrionalis is the source of this 1411-nucleotide messenger RNA. Its product is annotated as UDP-glucose 4-epimerase-like. Gene Ontology annotation, molecular function: UDP-glucose 4-epimerase activity. Lineage: Eukaryota; Metazoa; Arthropoda; Insecta; Hymenoptera; Formicidae. Gene Ontology annotation, cellular component: cytosol. Gene Ontology annotation, biological process: beta-D-galactose catabolic process via UDP-galactose, Leloir pathway. The record is from RefSeq and is a predicted model, not a curated record.